AUGUCUAUCGCACCACAACAACCAGCGGAAUUGAAGAAAAAGCCCAUUUCGUUUUCCAACAUCUUGUUGGGCUCAGCGUUGAACCUCUGCGAGGUUACAACGCUGGGACAACCUCUCGAAGUUAUCAAGACAACGAUGGCUGCUAAUCGUAAUCUGAACUUUUUGCAGUCUGUUAAACACAUCUGGUCUCGUGGCGGUGUUUUCGGGUUUUACCAAGGUCUGAUCCCAUGGGCCUGGAUUGAAGCGUCCACUAAAGGUGCAGCUUUACUUUUCGUCUCUGCGGAGGCCGAAUAUCAGUUCAAAAGACUAGGUUUGGGUAACUUUGGUGCUGGUAUCAUGGGUGGUGUUUCCGGUGGUGUUGCUCAAGCUUAUUUGACUAUGGGUUUCUGCACAUGCAUGAAAACGGUGGAAAUCACUAAGGCCAAAUCUGCUGUUGCUGGUGCAGUUCCUCAAUCUUCGUGGUCCGCUUUCAAACAGAUCUACAACAAGGAGGGUAUUAGAGGUAUUAACAAAGGUGUCAACGCGGUUGCUAUCAGACAAAUGACCAACUGGGGUUCUCGUUUUGGUUUUUCGAGAUUGGUGGAAGAAGGUAUCAGAAACGUCACUGGCAAAACCAACAGCGACGAAAAGCUCACCGCUGUUGAAAAGAUCUUGGCCUCGGCCAUCGGUGGUGGUUUGAGUGCAUGGAACCAGCCUAUCGAAGUUAUCAGAGUGGAAAUGCAAUCCAAGAAAGAUGACCCUAACAGACCAAAGAAGCUAACUGUUGGAUCUGCUUUCUCUUACAUCUACCAAUCUAGCGGUAUCAAGGGUCUUUACCGUGGUGUGGCUCCAAGAAUCUGUCUAGGUGUUUGGCAAACCGUUUUCAUGGUCGGUUUCGGUGACAUGGCCAGGGAACUUGUGGGCAAACUAACUGGUGAAACACCAGCUGCUAAGCACUGA
Molecule: messenger RNA, 939 nt
Organism: Lachancea sp. 'fantastica'
Lineage: Eukaryota; Fungi; Ascomycota; Saccharomycetes; Saccharomycetales; Saccharomycetaceae
Source: the annotation of a GenBank genome assembly